Molecule: messenger RNA, 921 nt
Organism: Peronospora matthiolae
Lineage: Eukaryota; Oomycota; Peronosporomycetes; Peronosporales; Peronosporaceae
Source: the annotation of a GenBank genome assembly
AUGCUGCUGUUUCGAGUCUCGUUUCUGCCCGUGCUAUGGGGACUCGUUCACCCAACUGGUCUCCUCGUGACGCCCAAAGUCUCCGGUAUUUCUCCAGUGGACUCAAGUACCCGAGUCACACGUCGCUUGACCGAGUUGACCACUUUCCCCAAGGCUGAACGAGGGUCCAAGACCUUCGCCUUGAUCGACAGCUACGACUGCGACAAUGACAUGGUCACGACUGUCCGCCAUUUCUUCAAGGCCAAUGCCGUCACGUUCGACACGUGCGUCUCCGAGAGCGGGUACCAGAUCUACCCGUAUACAGGCGUCGUCCCGGAUGCCGAGAUCGUGACGAACUUGGUGAAUGCCAAUGCGUGCAUGGGCAUUGUCACGGCUGUAGUGCUGCUCAAUAUGCCGCCUUGUAUGCUGGAUAACUUGCCCAUGCGAGCAGCGUGCGAGACGCUGUUGUAUUAUUCCGAGGAGCUGCGGGAAGAGGAAGAUCAAGACAAGCGGGUCAAGGCUCCAAGUGCGGACGAGUUUAGUGCAAUGAUGACGUGGCGACGCGACGUCGAUCUCGCUCGAGCAGCUAGGGAACCGUUUGAUGGCACCUCGGAAGCGUAUGCAGCGUUUACUAGCACGGUGCGCAGAGCACUGGCGUCGAGCAAAGUCCAGGUCCUGAAAAAUUACACGGUGGUCUUGGACACGGACGAAGCGGACCCGAUUGAAGUGGACGAUGCCGGCAAGUACCCGUCGUUUGUCCCAACGAAUUCGUCCAUGGACUUCUUCGUUGGUCGCGUGGUUGCAGCAGACGACGAGAGUGACAAUGCACUUGUUGUGAUGCAUUCAAAGAGUAUGGCAGCGAUCCAGAGCUCGGCUGCUGGACCUUUGGCCGUGAUGUAUUCGACGAUGGUUAUAGUGCUAGCCGUGACAUUUUUAAUCUAG